Molecule: messenger RNA, 2456 nt
Organism: Menidia menidia (Atlantic silverside)
Lineage: Eukaryota; Metazoa; Chordata; Actinopteri; Atheriniformes; Atherinopsidae
Source: the annotation of a GenBank genome assembly
AGGAGUUUUGACGGGACACGGAACCACUAGCUUGAACUCUGGGAGGAAAUUGGGUUUAUUUGCCGGAAAGACACUGCAACCAUAGACAAUAUCAGCCUAAAACGCUCGUAUUGAUCCGAUAUCGAUCCCCGUUUCAGCAUAGAUUCUAUCAACAUCGGGGGUGGGUCUACCCCCCCGCACUAACGCGUGUGUAGACCCACCAGAGUCCACCUCGUCCAGCUCUUCCGCUGCCCUAAAAAUGACACUCCUGUGUGGGCGUGGCCGACCGGCUUUCCACGCAGCCACUGAGGAAGCACCAGCCCGACAAGUUAGUCAACACGGACGGAGUGCAAGUCAUGCUGACCGCAUCAUUUUAACGUUCGCGGGGCCGUCCGUUCCGCGUGCCCGGCAGUCGUAGCCAGUCUGUAGCCAGCCAGUGAGAGCUCGCGCUCCCAGCCGCCCCGCGCCUCGACGCCCCUCGACCCGGUUUAGCAGCCCCGUUAGCUUAGCACCCGACGACCACAUGGACCUUCAAAACACCGACGUGAACGCGGAGGCGACCGUGCAGCUGAGCCGCGCCAAGACCCUCCGGCUCCACACGGGCAACCUGGUCAACAGGAGCAGGAUGAAAAAGAAAUGCCCGGGCUCCCCCAGCGAGGAGCUUCGGGACUGCAUUCAGGCCACGCUUAGCGACUGGUUCUCCUCAACAAAACCAUCAACCACGGACCUGCAGGAUACACUGGUCUGCUCCAUUCCUGAGGCAGCAGAUGCUAUCAAACCGGAGGAGAGGGAGGAGAUGAAGGUUUCAGCUAAGCUCUUCCUGUGUGAGGCUGGUCAGUCUGCCAUCAGAGAGGCAGUGGAGAUGGCCUCCCAGAUGCUGACCGUGUCUCAGCUCGACUCGGUCAGCAUAGCCCCCCCCUGCGCUCCGGAGGGGGACAGCCAAACGCUGGCCCACCUGCAGCCAGCGUGGGAGGAGCUGGAGGCUCUGGUGAAGAGCCGCAAGAUUGCAGCCAUCGGCACUUCAGAUCUAGACAAAGACCUGCUGGAGCAGCUCUACAACUGGGCUCAGGUGAAACCCAGCAGCAACCAGGUCAACCUGGCCUCCUGCUGCGUGAUGCCUCCUGACCUCACCGCUUUCGCUAAAGAGUUCGAUAUCCAGCUGAUCACACACAAUGACCCCAAAGAGCUGAUGUCUGCUGCUGCAUUCCAGGAGGCGGUCCGUGAGGGGGCGCGGGUCCUGAGCACCACCGACUGGAGGCUGGAGUGGGUCCUGCGUUACUCGGUCAUCGUCAAAAGCCGAGGCAUCAUCAAGUCCAAGGGAUACCUCGUCAGUGCAAAGAGGGCGAGCCCCUAGCCCCCCAACGGCGAAAUCAACCGCACGGAUGAAGCCAUUUUCCACUCUUUCCAUUCACACACACAACACAAAGCUCCAGCUCUGCGUAACGAAUGGUGCCAAUCACCACACGUCUUGAAGUAGUUAAAUUUUUUGAUGAGGCCGUAUUUUGGAUUUCUUCUGUUUAACAGACGGAAAUAGUCAAUACUGUUGUCUCCGUAAGACCAAAAACAAAGGAGAGAUGGAUGAGAUCAAGCCUGUAUUUAGCUUCUGAGAGAUGAUUUGAUGUGACUUGAACAGAUGUGGAGAAAUUAGCUGUAGCUGUUCACCUCACCUCUUUUAAUGGGAAAUCGUAGCUGCUAAAUCAGUUUUUCAGCAGAGGUCUAUGUGAAGUGCCUCAUCUUUCCUCUUCUUCUGCUCUCAUACUGCUGCGUCUUCACCCCGUUUGUGGGACUUUAGCCCCAAACAAAUCGGUCUGUAUAAGAACACUGAGGAGGCAAAGCAGGAUGACAAGUUAGGAAUGUAGAUGUGCUCUUGAUCAUUGAUCUAAUUCCAUUUUAGUAGAAGAAACUACAACAAUGCCACAGGAGAUACAUCUAGAUCAAUAUUUUAUUCAGAAAAUUUGAAUUAUUUUCUUUUUAUAUAACACAAUUUACAUUCCUUUGGGAAAAAUGAUGCAUUUAUUCAAACCGAAAUACACUCAAGUUAUUGAAGGAUAGAUAUUACAUUUUAUCUGGUAAAAUAGGGUUUUAAAAAUGUUUUUUUUUAAAAAGAUUAUUCCUCUGACAUUUUUAAAAAAUGGCUGUGGAGAUGCAUUGACAUGUUUACCCCCAUACUCAUGAAUGAAGCAAUAUUUUGACAUUGACAUAACUAGUAGGCUGAUGUCCUUUAUAUGUUGUCAUAGCAGCACUGGAAGAUGUAGAUAAAUUGUUGAGAUGAGGUUUUAUUUUAUGAUUUUUUUUCAGACAAGGUCCAGUAGGGUCUCCGUUUCUCUCGUACUGUAAAUCUAUUUAAUAUAUCAUGUCUGUAUAUCAUGAAUUGGCUUUAUUAAAAUAAUGAAAAGGCAUAUGUUUGAUACUGCUUGAAAUCAAGAUUUUGAUCUCAUGAAAUCGGUGGAAUAAAGAAAUCUUGCCGUGGAGUCAGC